Molecule: messenger RNA, 6982 nt
Organism: Esox lucius (northern pike)
Lineage: Eukaryota; Metazoa; Chordata; Actinopteri; Esociformes; Esocidae
Gene: tmem266
Product: transmembrane protein 266
Exons: 12
Coding region: 722-2368 (548 amino acids)
Cellular component (GO): plasma membrane
Molecular function (GO): voltage-gated channel activity
Source: RefSeq, a predicted model, not a curated record
UGAAGUGAAGCUAGUGGUUUUAUAUCGACGAUUCUGGGGGUGGUUUGCAUGAAACCACUCAUGAAAACGUCAAUAAUUAUUAUCUUGACUUUUGAUGUGAGAUAGAGUUUGUUACGUCGCAUUUGUGGAUGAUGCGUGAUCACCAUUUCAGCACCUGAACAGCUCCGGUUAGUAGACCUAAUGGGCACAUGGAGUCAGCCUGAUUCUGGGGAAGCCCUUUGAGCCGGCGCGAUAUAUAUGCUAGAAUGCCUUCUUUUCAAGAUGCAUCUAAAUAAUAAGGGAUGUGGAUAGUGGUUAAUAUUUAGAAGUCUCUUCGUGAAGGAUGAUACUCGCUGGAAGAAUCAGUCUUUUUCGUGGUGUCCUGUAUUCAAAACAGCAGCUAGGGUGCUUGGCCAAUGCAAAUUUGGAAAGGAUAGCAACCUACACACAGCGAGAACCGAGCAUCGCUCAAACUGAUCAUCGGCGAGGAAGAUAUUACUGUCAUCAUUAGGAGGGCUUGGAAGUCACGACCAUACUUUCAACAAUGUAGAUCAUAAAAGCAUUUCAAUGAUUGAAGCUCAGGGUAACUGACCUCAACAGACCGUGCAGCAUACCGGUGUGUUUAUAUUGCUGCUGACAACUUCAUCAGACUUUUUAAGAGUGUGGUAUGAGCUAAGUCUCUACUCUCAAAAUCUAGAGUCUCAAUCGUGUUGAAGUCAAUUCACACAAAGUAUACAGCAACAUGAGCAACCUCCAGGCCCCAUCCCAAACCCAAGCUGGAGCCUCUGAGCUGGAGGUGAUCUCCCAGCAGGUGGAAGAGGACAACCAGUGUCACGCUCCCGUUCAACUGGUCAGCUUUGCUUACAGAGACCUGCCUCUGGCCGCGCUGGACAUCUCCCUGGCAGGAUCCCAGCUCAUCUCCAACCUGGACGAAGAGGACAACCGAGAGGGGUCUAACUGGUUGAAGCCGUGCUGUGGGCGGAGGGCCGCCCUGUGGCAGGUGUGUCUGCUGAGCGCAGGAUUCAACUGUUUCCUGGUAGCCUGUGUUGUCCUGGUGGUGCUGCUGCUGUGUCUAGAGCUGCUCAUCGACACCAAGCUCCUGCAGUUUAACAACGCGUUCCAGUUUGCCUGCAUCAUCCAUUGGUUCAGCCUGGCCAUUCUGUCUGUGUUCUUCACUGAGACUGUGUUAAGGAUUGUGGUACUGGGGAUCUGGGAUUACAUUGAGAACAAAGUGGAGGUGUUUGACGGUGCGGUCAUUGUGCUGUCCCUGGCCCCUAUGGUGGCCUCCACAGUGGCUAACGGACCCAGCAGCCCCUGGGACGCCAUCGGCCUCAUCAUCACUCUGCGCAUCUGGAGGGUCAAGAGGAUAAUCGACGCAUACGUACUGCAGGUGAAGGUGGAAAUGGAGAUGGAGAUCCAGCAGUAUGAGAAGGCCAAGGCUGUCAGGGAGGAGCAGCUGGAGAGACUCACCCAGAUCUGCCAGGAGCAGGCCUUUGAGAUCAGACAGCUCCGGGCCCACCUGGCCCAGCAGGACUUGGAUCUGGUAGCGGAACGAGAGGCUGCCAUGCAGAUCCACAGUGUAUGGGGAAAGCAGAGCAGUGCCUUCCAAGAGGUGGACGGCCUGGCCCCAAGACACCCGGAGCAGCGCAGCCAGGCUAAAGCCAGGGAGGCAGCAGCCCCAGGAGAUCCAGUUGUUCAAGAUGACAUGAACAACUACAUCAGCCAGUACUACAGUGAGGCUAGCAGUGAUGUCGGGAUUCCAGACCCUGCCCGGGUCAUCACCACUGCAGCCAUAGACGUGCACCUGCCCAAUAACCCCAGCCAGCUGCCCUCCUCCCUGGUGAGUGCGGACGCCGCCUCCAGCCGUCUGCAGCGCACGGGAAGCUCUGUGAGCGAAGCCUCCCACACCAGCGCCUCCCGUUCCAGCUUCAGUGCCCACCAGCACAGCGUCAGCAGCCACACCCUGGGCUCCGCCGCCGACUGCAGUUCCACCGUCCGAGAGGCCUCCACCUCCACGGACUCCUACAGCGGCCAGCGCUGUUACCCUCCGCCCUACUGCAGCCCCCUGGCCCUGGGCGCGCAGCCUGAACCCAGGGGACACCCCAACGCCGUGGUGCAGGAGCUGCUCUCCUCCUUAUCUCAGGACUCCUGUCUACGCCAGAAGGGCCUGGACCCGGUUAACCUCAAACCGCCCAGCCCUGCCAGCUCCGUCAAGUCCAGCCCCGAGCUGGAGCACAGGCUCAACAUCUAUAACAGGAGGAAUCAGGAGAGCCGGGGAGGAUUCCACACAAAGCCCCUCAUCCACCUGCAGGCCAGCGAGUCCUUCCUAGAGGAGAAGUACCGGCUUUCUCAGGCUGACUCCCCUGUCAGCUGCAUGCCCGAGACAUAGGGAAGGGGCGUGGGGGUGGUCCAGGGUCUCAUAGCCAGCAAUGACUCAUUCCUCACCUUGAAAGUUGUUGAGUUAGACUAAAGACAUGUGGUCCGAGGGCUACGCCACUGGCAUACAGCAAUCCUCCUAAUGUCUAAAAGCACCGUGGAACUGUGAAUUGGCAGCUUUGCCGGCACCACACAUCAUCCAUGUACGACCGGGAAAAGCUUUGUAGCGAGUAGGCAUUGAACACCUAUCAGGAAUCAACACAUAUAACAUGAACAUUUCACCAAAAGCAACCAGCAAUGGAGCAUUAGCCCAAGAUCUGAGACAGUAGGGCUCUGCAGAACUGUUCCUGGCUCUCGUGCUUUUACAUGUGAUAUUAUUAAAUGAUGCGGACAGGGCUGGGUGUGGGGUGAACUGGGUGGUGUGUUUCUCCAAAAUAUGCUACAUGCUUAAGGAUCGGAGGCACUGAACUUAUCACAAAACAAUAGCUGGCAAUCAUAUUAUUUCUGAUCUAUGAGCCACCCCACAUCAGACAUUUUACAAACAAACCACAGUAAAUGUCAGCCUGGUGUCUCCAGACCUCGGCGUUAAGUGCAGUCCUCUCUGAUCAGCUUGCUGCAGGGUACAUUUUACCUCUUUUCAAAUGUACUGAGCUCUGUUCUCAGCUUAUUUCUUACCUUUGUCUUUCUAUAUUAUCAAUGCUCAAAUUUGUAUUCAACUUACAUGACGACAAAAAGCUCAGUGAAAUAUUUUUAAGCCAGACACGUAAGUGAUGAAGGGACACUGCAGCUCCCAAAUCUCGAGGGGUUUGGAAUUGCAUCUGGAGUAGUUGUUGGUCAGAAAAGAGUAUUUAGCAUGAACCUUUAAACAGAUCUGCUUUAUAGAAAGCAAACUAAUUCUGUGCACUUUAAUAUCAAAAAGCAUUUAAAAAAUAGAUAAUGAAAAGUAUUUAUCAAAGAGUAUAUGGCAAAAAUGAUCAACGUCAUGCCAUAUACAUUCAGUCUGAUUACCGAUACCAAGAGGCAACAGUGCUGUGAGGAAAUACACCACCUGAAAAGUUGUAUUCUUUAUAUACAUACAUAGUGACUUGCUAAAGCAUUCCCAACUAAUUCUCUCAUUUUACUAAAUUACAAAUAGUUCAUUGACACUUUGUUCUGUUUGACACUAUUUGAUUUUAAAACGCUGAUACUUGAAAGAAAUGAUUGUACAGUGACAUUGGUUUCAUACUGGGAAAUAUGUUGUUUGCAUAAGUAUUAAACCUCUGGGCUGUGGAAGCUCCCAGAUUACAACAAUUAAAGAUACUGACCUAACAAGGACUCAGUUACCUCACCAUUGGCCCCCACCUGUGAACCGUUAAAGUUACUGUCACAUUUUCCAGCUAAAAAAAGCUUUUGAAAUACUGAAAAUUGGUCAAUCAAUCAAUCAUAUCAAGAGCUCUGCAUAAAACAGGCCAGUUUUGGAGGGUGACAAGAAAAAAAACUGUCACUGAGAAAGCACAAGAACCAGCUACAAUGUGAGAUUUUUUUUCCCCCGUCUAAUCAGACUAAGAUAGAGCUUACAUUCCCAACAUUGUAUUAUAGUGGUGGCAGCAUCAUGCUAUAGGCAUGUUUCUCAGUGAAGGGAAAAAGGAUGAAGAAAAAAGAGAACCAGUUUUAGUCUACUAAAAAAAAUAAGCCUGGAAGGAAAUUGCUGAAGUGGUGGCAGCAUCAUUAAGCAGCACAAUGAUUCCAAGUACAAGACCAAAGCAACAUUGUAGGAUUUUCAAAUUUCUGUUCAAAAGCCACUUCAGUGUCCCAGUUAUAGUGAUUUUGGCCCAUACUUCUUGGCAGAUUUGCUCACGGCUGUUCAGGUUUGUUGGAUGACACUUGUGGAAUUCCAUUUUCAAAUAGAUCCACAAAAUCUUUGACUUGGACUUUGACUGGGUCACUGUAGGACAUUCUUCUUUUUUUCCUUUAGCUACUAAAAAUUGCUUGGGAUCAUUUUCACACUGAAGAAAAAUACAUUUCCUCAGAAUCAUCCUUAUUUUUGGCAGACUGAAGCAAGUUCCUGACUGCAGUUGGGCCAGUAUACUGGGAGCUAUACACCUGUGUUUUAAAAUGAAAUAAACAGAACAACAUUUCAGUGUAUUGCAUUUGUAUUGUAAUGUCAUUCAGUAAUGAGAGAACUGGUCAGGGUUUAAAUACUUUUGCAAGGCACUGUAUAUAUGGACAUGGAUUUGAUUACUUCAACACUAUCUACAGAUACCAUGUUUUGACAAAUGUGCAGGAAUGUCAUCAGCUGUCCAAUCUGGUCACAGACAAUAUUGCAGAGGAAGAAGCAUGGUGGUUUUGGACUGCCAUGGUUACAUGCAGUCAGUGGUUGUAAGGCCAGUUGGAAGAACUGCCAAAUUCUCUAAAAUGACAUUUUACAUUUUGUUGCUUAUCCUAGACAUAAGCAUUACAUUCUGGUACAACAGCUAUGGACAUUCCUGCAGUCAUCACACCAACUACACAUUCCCUCAAAACAUCUGACAUCUGUGGAAUUGUGUUGAGACAAAACUUCACACUUGAGACAAAACUUCACACUGUUGAGACAAAACUUCAGAACAGUUAAGUGGCCUUAGAUAGUCCCUAGCAUAAGGUGCACCUGUUUGAUGAUCACGAUCCAAAUGAGCUUCUUGAUAUGCCACACAGUCAGGUGGAAGGAUUAUCUUGCAAAGGCGAAAUGCUCACCAACAGGGAUGUAAACAACUUUGUAAACAAAAUAGGGGGAAAAGUCAUAGCUCAAGAAAUAGAGGACUAACAAUACAUACUGCAUUUAUAUCUUUGUUCAGGGUAGCAUGUACAGCCCACUUUAACUGGAUGAAAUUAUUUGUAUUAUUUAAUGUAGAACUAAUUUGACUGGGCUAUUGCUUAAAUCUUUCCUUUUGGAUCUUAGUGCUGUUUUGUGCCAAUUCAGCAAAAAAAAAAAUUUGAAUAAGUGGCCUCAUUAUACUCAAGUAUUCUGGUACAAUGGGAAGAAUGGUUGACUCAGUGACAGCUAGCUUCCAAGGCCCUGGGGCAGCCCCAAACCAUAAUGUCCCACCACAAAGAUUUUGUUUUUCUCUGAUCAAAAGCAAUGUUUUUUUAAUCAACAAAAAUAACACCUAGCUUUGCAGCUAAAGAACUUGGACUUGAUUGAAAAUUGCUCCGGUGGUAUUGUUCUUCAUUCAGCUGUUGGAUGUCCCAGAUAUAUUCUCACGUGUAUGGAAUGUUCUUUAUUUGUAGAUCAUCCUUCAGACAGUGGAAUGUUUGACUUCUAAUUGGGAAUAGUUUUGUAGUUGUUAAUGGUCAUAUGCAUAGAAUACAUAGUCAUGAGAAUAUUAUUUUCAGGGCCUCAGAGAACUCUUCUGUUCUUGCAUGAGGUGUUACAACACACCAGUAAGGUUAAGUUCAAAUAAAACGUCUUAUAUUUCUGUAAAACACUACCCUAAUAGUUAAUCUGAUGAUCUUAAUCCGUUUUAGUGCACCUGAUUGGGAAAUAAAUGAAGGAGUUCACUAAGUUUUUCCCCACAAGGAAAUAGAAUUUCUGUAUAAUUGAAAUAAAUUAUUGCCAAAUAUCAGUUUGUGUUAAAAAUUACUUUAAACUUUGAAAAGUAUAAAAAUUAAGAUCAAAUAUCCAUGUCCAAUCUUUCAAGGGGGUGUAGUUAGGGAAGAGGUGGUCAUGACAAUUUGUCAGAAUGUAAUUCUCAUGCAAAUUAGUGCUUGGCUUAUGGUAAAUCACCAUUAACACAUUUAGUAUCCCCAGGCUUCCAAACAUACAAGUACUUGAUGUGCACAUUAGGAAUAUCAAUGUUUUAAAAUCUAUAUUAAACCUAUUCAUAAUUUUACUAUCACAAUAAAACAAUUAUUUUCAGCAUGUCUUAAACAUGUGAAGAAAAUGUAUUUGAAAAGGACAUAUUAGCAUUAUGCAUCACGGCAAGUGCAAAAGGGGCACAUUUUUGUGUGAGGAGGUAUGAUAGUUUGCUUGCUGCUCUCUCAAGAGAUAACAUUCUGUCCUAAUAAUGCUUAAUAUUGGCAUUUGAUUUAUUUUUUAUUUGGUUUUUAGCAGCAGAGGCAAUCAAAACUCUGGAUUGCAUGUCUGUUCUUACGAGAACACAUUUUACUCAACACAUCAACCACAGGUGAUAUUUUGUUCACACUCUGAAUGCAACCAUGCUUCUCUAAGUUAGAGUGCUUCAUUAGGAAACAGACAACACUGAAACCCAAGUGAAAUCGGUUCAGGGAUAUCAACAUUCCCAUUUCAGAAACCCAUCUCCCUGAUAAACCCCCUUCUGCUCCAGAAACUACUGAAAGAGAAAGGGACAUGAGAUGGAAACAUUCUGUAUGUUAAUGUUAAUUCCAGCCUUUCAUUAAAACGGGCCAGUUGUGAUCUAUGAACCAGCAGCAGGUCUACGCUCUGUCCCAGCCUUCAGGAUUUAAUGUUUAGGGGACAUAGCAUAACACAGUGAACACUCAAAAGGCAAUACAAAAAUGUUUCAUUUUCCAGGAGAUAAAUGAUGCCAUGAUGAUUUUACAUUCCUGUCAUGAUUCAUAUUAACACAGUCACGUUUGUGAGGUGAUUUCUGAUGUUGGUAUGAUUAGAAGGACAAUACAGUUCUAACUACCAGUC